UUUCGUGAAUUAUAUGAACUUGUGGGGUGAAUAGGGCAAAACCAAUUUUCAAAAAAUAAAGAGGUUAGUUUUGUGUUUGACUUUAAGUUGUAGGUCAAUUCUGCAAAAAGCCUUAUGAUUUUUACCUGUAAUAUAUUUUUAUUGUUUUAUAUCUAAUUUAUUUUAAUGUUUGUGUUAAAUAUUAAAUGGUUGGGAUGAUAUAAUCAAGUUGUAAAAAAAUGGCAAUAAUACUGAUUUUCAAUGAAAAUAUAAAUUGUUUUGAAUAUCCUAUAAUGUUUAGCAGAGAUUAUAGCUGAAAAUGCACCUAUUUAUUCACUUAUUUAUUUAUUUAAAACAGCUUUCGAAAAAUGCACUUGUUUAUUCAUGUUAAAAAAACAGCUUUUUAAAUUAUAGAAACCCAUCGAUUCUGUAGAAUUAGACACAUGCAUGCAUGACAGCAUAGUCCCACUCCACAGGUAACUACGUGGGAAGCUCACUUCACCUGAAACCAAACAAAGUCAUCCACAAAACUUCCAUCCCAUCAUUUCAUGUCUGUUCUUUUACUCUCUAUAUAUACGAUUCCACUUAAACACGGACUCUAUAACUCUGUCCUCGAUCUAAUUAAGCACAUUUCAAAACACACACCCCUCUCAUAGGUAUUAAACACGUUUGUAUUAGUUACAUGGAAAACAAAAAUGUUGGUCAACUAGAACAAUUCUCUGUUGACCAAGUGUCUUAUAGAGGCGUUCGCCAGAGGAAGUGGGGAAAAUGGGUGUCGGAAAUCCGAGAACCCGGUAAGAAAACCCGUAUUUGGCUCGGAAGCUACGAGACGGCCGAAAUGGCCGCAGCUGCUUACGACGUUGCGGCUAUUCACCUCCGAGGACGUGGGACACAUGUCAACUUUCCGGAGCUUGCUGACAGUUUUCCUCAGCCGCAAAGCUCAAGUUCCGAGCACAUUCAAGCUGCUGCUCAGGAGGCAGCACUGCUGUUUAAACCGGGCGUGUCGUCUACUGAAGCAGAUCUCGGGUCGGGUCAGGGACAUUCUCGGGUCGGAUUGUCUCCGGAUCAGAUUCAGGCGAUUAAUGAAUUUCCAUUGGACUCGCCGAGGAGGGGGUGGAUGCAGGAUUUGGAAGUGGAUGAUUAUGAAGAGUUGUACGGACGAAUUUUUGGUCAAUGCGAUAGAGAUGAGUAUUUUGAAAUGCAGCAGCUUCAAUCCAUAUGGGAUCUUAACUGCUUUUGAUAUACAUAAUUGCUUAAACAUUUAAUUCUUAUUAUGAGGCUACCAACCAUUUAAGGUUUUGACUUAACUAAUUAUUUAUUCAGUGACGUAUAAUAAACUUGGAGCCCCGAAGUAUUUUUCUUGGGUUUAAUUUGGAAUAUUCUAAGUUCUAACAUUGAAGACAUCGUAUUUUCUUACACCAAAAAAAAAUAAAAAUCGUGUAUAUAUAUAUAUAUAUAUAUAUAUAUAUAUAUAUAUAUAUAUAUAUAUAUAUAUAUAUAUAUAUAUAUAUAAUCAACCAAAAAAAGAAACAGAAAUUCAAGUGUUAAUUACAAGGUUGGUUUGAAUAAAAUUUUCUAAUUCAAAAAUUACAAUACUAGCUUCGUUUGCCCACUAUAUGUUUCGCUAGAGCGCUCUGAAAUUGUUAAAGUAUCAUUAAAUGUUUUCUGUCUUCGAUGAUAACCACUUAAAAAGUGAGGUUUAACUCAUUGCUUCGGAUGCCGGUUCUUUUGGAAUCAUUGCCGGAGUAGCUAGUCUUAAAUGAUCGCUUCAAGCUUACUUUCUUCAUGACAUUACAAACCCCGAAUGGAAGAGAGGCUGUGAUGAUACAUAUGGCCUCGGGAACCAGCAGGUGAAGAUUGAAUAUGCUGGAUGAUCUCGGAACCACCAAACGAAAUCCAUCCAUCCAUCCUCAGAACAAAUAUGGGAUGCGGUAGAGACAACAUCAAACACCAAGAUCUUCAGAAAUCAGAACCCAACUAGCACAAUUUAAGGCUCUCAGCUAAGGUCCAGAGAACCUGAAACCGGUCUUCUUUACGCCUCAGGGCUGGCCACGUUGGAGAGGUGAAGUGAAAACCAAUGAAGCAUGACUAAAAGAAACUCAAAACCACUCGCAAAAUGGCUAGAGCAAUCUUGAUUCUCAAACAUGGAAGGACAUGAGAGGAACAAGAAAACAGAGAGCAGCCUCGACAUUGAAACAUAAGCUACCAUAAACGACAACUCAGUACAACAGUACCUAAACUGCACAAGCUAAACCCCCAAGGAAACAACAAUCACACAACUGCCAAUACCCUAAGCAUGCGCCGACAGAGAACAAGACAUCUGCUGCCUCCCCUGAGCUUAAUCUAGACCUAUUUCCAAGACAGGACACCAAGCCUCGAUACAAAGAAAGUUACACACUCCACUCCACACCGAAGAACUGACUUCGCACACCAACCAAAUAUGAACCAGAGGAGAGAGGCAGUCAUGUACCUCAUGUGCCUCCACCGCUAAGAACGCUGAAAAGAUCUACAACGAGAAAACUAUAUCCGCCUUAGCCUUGCCCUAAAAAGCUGACUUCUUCUGCCACAAAACCCUCGACGCCUCGUCUAAGCUCUAGAGGAAGAAGAGCUCAGCAAGCCAGAUCUAUCUCCCCCUGGAGCAGAUUUUGAACCCCAACGGCAAGACCUCCACCAGAGAACAUGCAUAUCGACGUUAAGCAGAAAGGUGAGAAG
Messenger RNA from Brassica rapa (field mustard), 2691 nucleotides. RefSeq names its product ethylene-responsive transcription factor ERF022. Lineage: Eukaryota; Viridiplantae; Streptophyta; Magnoliopsida; Brassicales; Brassicaceae. Gene Ontology annotation, biological process: regulation of DNA-templated transcription. Gene Ontology annotation, molecular function: DNA binding; DNA-binding transcription factor activity. The record is from RefSeq and is a predicted model, not a curated record.